AAACUAUCGAUCCAACCAUUCCUAAAAUUGUAAACAGUUCAAUCAUUGAAGCUUAGUAGAUAGAUGUACACACUGGUGAAACAUGUAUGUGCAUAAACAUAAUGAAAAGAAAAAAUAUAUAUAUAUAAAAACAUUUAAGGGAAUAAUAAAAACAUUUUGAAAAGAAAUUGUAUUUAUUAAUCUAUAGAGAAAUGACACUAGGAGGCUAUACAGAUUAUCAUUAUUACUCAAAUUAUACAUCGGAUGGUUAUGCAGAUGAUGAUGACGAUGAUGAUGAAAUUGAAGAAUUCAAGCGGAAAACUGAAGCAAAUCGAAAAGCAAGAGAAAAAGCUAGACAAGAAUUUGAACGUGACAUGGAAAAAGCAACUGAAUCAGAUGCACGUCAGAUAGCGCGUAAAGCCUCUGACGCUGUUCUCAACGAGUACGAUGAAGUUAGACAACGAGCUUGGACAAAGGAUCAACAAACUUUAGAAUACAUUGACGAAAUAUUAAGAAAUACUGAAAAGUCACGUUUCUAUGUACCUACAACACAACUCAAUGUAAGAAGAGGUUCCUAUAGUAGAUACAGUGAUAUUCGUAAUGGUGAUCAAUUCAACAAACCGAUUGAAGAUGAGUUUUUGUCAAGAAGUCAAAUGGAAAUAAUACGGCCGCCCAAUGGAAGAAUAAGAGACCCUAGUUCAGUUGAAACAGCAAGACAGAAAAUGAAACGAGUUGAAGAACGUUUAGAAGGUAUUCUUGAUUAUGAAUUGCCAAGUGCAGACAACUUCAGAAAUAUGCGUCAUUCAUUAAGAGAAAUUAAUGAUAAAAUGUCAAAACAUCGCUUCCUUCUGGAUCGUCACAAUUCAACAGACUUAGGAGAAGAUGAAAAUGACAAAUGUAAUGUAUCAGAAAGAAUUAAUGAAAAGUAUAGGGAAUUAGAAGAGAGAAUGCCAUGUUUGACUAUGUCUGAUAGAGCACGUGAAAAAGAAAAACGUACCACUCGUUUCGAUCCCACUUUUAUUCCGGGAUAUUCUACUGGUUUGAGUAUUACAAACUCGGAACAGAAUGCUGAAUUACGUGGUCGUAUUAAAUCAUUGCUGUUACGAACAAAGCGCAGUGGAUAAAUCAUAACUAAUUUCAGUGUUUCAUUUUAUAAUGAUCAUAACCGUAUAGGAAUUAAAUUAAACUGUUAUAUGAACUAUUAAUUAGACAAUCUUUAAUAAAAUAAUAAUGCAUGCUUUAAAAA
Molecule: messenger RNA, 1225 nt
Organism: Schistosoma turkestanicum
Lineage: Eukaryota; Metazoa; Platyhelminthes; Trematoda; Strigeidida; Schistosomatidae
Source: the annotation of a GenBank genome assembly